AUGGCGUCACCGGUUGUAAGAACCCUUGCAAACAUGUUGUUGACAGGGACAGAAAAAUUGGAACCCGAACGCAGAAAAUAUCACAGAUUAGUGGACAACGAUGAUCGCCUCCUGUUUUGCAUUGGUCGAUGUUGCUUACGAGCAGUUUUUGUUUAUGUUUUGAUUGAUGAAUUUGCUACUGUGGAUAUGUGA
Sphenostylis stenocarpa is the source of this 192-nucleotide messenger RNA. The record is from the annotation of a GenBank genome assembly. NCBI's taxonomy places the organism in Eukaryota, Viridiplantae, Streptophyta, Magnoliopsida, Fabales, Fabaceae.